Messenger RNA from Sabethes cyaneus, 1273 nucleotides. Its product is annotated as hydroxyacyl-coenzyme A dehydrogenase, mitochondrial-like. Bases 170 to 1048 code for a protein of 292 amino acids. Gene Ontology annotation, biological process: fatty acid beta-oxidation. Gene Ontology annotation, molecular function: NAD+ binding; (3S)-3-hydroxyacyl-CoA dehydrogenase (NAD+) activity. The transcript has 4 exons. The record is from RefSeq and is a predicted model, not a curated record. NCBI's taxonomy places the organism in Eukaryota, Metazoa, Arthropoda, Insecta, Diptera, Culicidae. Gene Ontology annotation, cellular component: mitochondrion.
CAUCGUUGGAGUGCUAUUAUAUUCCUAGCUUUUGUAUGAUAGAAAAAGUUUUUGCUUGUACUGUGCUGGAUGCUACGAUAUUUGACAAAUUAAUACGACAUUUCGUGGUUGGCUUUCUUAGCAAUCUAUAAUUCCCUACUGUGUGCCUUCACUAUAGCACAUCUGUAAAAUGACGCCACAGAUAAAAUCUGUUGUUAUAGUUGGAGCCGGUACUAUGGGGUCAGGAAUAGCAAUGGUUGCAGCAGCAACAGGUCACCAUACUACGUUGGUAGACAUUGAUCAAGCGUUUUUAGAUAAAGCUCGCACGCAGGUGGCAAAAAAUAUCGAGCGGUUUGCUCGCAAAACAUUCAAAAAUGAUUUGGACUCAGCAAACUCGUUUGUAUCCGAAACACUAUCGAAGAUUCGCUACACUCUUGAUUUGGAAGAGGCAGUUCUAAACACAGACAUUGUCAUUGAGGCCAUUGUGGAAAACAUGAAAAUCAAGCAGCAAUUAUUUAAGCGGAUUGAUAAUGUUGCUCCACCGCACGUAAUUUUUGUAAGCAACACAUCUUCCCUGUCGAUAGUGGAAAUGGGUGAAGCUACUAAGCGCCAAGAUCGAUUUGCCGGAUUGCAUUUCUUCAAUCCCGUGCCUUUAAUGAAGCUAAUCGAAGUAAUCAAAACUGACAAGACUUCCGAGGAAACAUUUGCAGCUUUAAUGGCUUUUGGUGGCAAUCUGGGCAAAACGUGCAUCAAAUGCAAGGACACUCCAGGAUUCAUUGUCAAUCGUCUGCUCUUCACCCUAACUUCGGAAGCUCUUCAGAUGUUGGAGCGCGGUGACGCAACGGCUAGGGACAUUGAUGCGGCCACAAAGCUAGGCUUGGGACAUCCGAUGGGACCGUUUGAGCUUAUGGAUAUGGUCGGAUUAGACGUCACGCUGAGCAUCAUGCAGGAACGGCACGCUCGAUUCCCUAAUGAUCCAAAUGCUAAGCCUAGCUCUAUUCUAGAAAAAAUGGUUUCAUCGCAAAAGCUUGGCGUGAAAAGUGGAGAAGGGUUUUACAAUUAUAAAUGAAUGACUGUUUAUCCAAAUUUAAUAUGUAUAUCGUUGGUAAUGGGUGGAUUUCUUGGACGAAAGUAAAUGUUUCUGAUAUAGAACUUUCACAUAAAUAAUGUUAAAGUUAAAAAAAACGUCAGCAGCUUGACUGUCGUUGCCGGCUAUUAAUUUUAUCUGAGAUGAUGGGUAUGAUUGUGGACAAACUCUCCGGCAACUCAAUUUUGGAUGCGGCGAAUAUUUUUU